UCACAGCAGCAUGGAGCCGGGGCAGAGAGCCGCCCGGAAGGGCCGGAAGCUGGGCUCCAGCCGGCGGCGGCUGACGCGGGAGCCCGCGGCCGGCCAGGAUGCCCCUGCGGCUCCAGAGCCCUGGCCCCCGGAGGCGGCCGAGGAGCUGCAGGGCUUCUUCCAGGCCUGCGGGGCCGCCGAGAGGGGCUUUGUCACCCGCGCGGACCUGGCGGCGGCCAAGCUCAGCUUCCUGAGCAGCGAGGAGGAGCCAGAGAUGAUCUUUGACUGGGUGGACCUGGAGCGGAAGGGACGUCUCUCCCUGGAAGAGUUCAGCUCCGGGCUCAAGAGCAUCUUCGGCUCCAGCCCGAGCACGCAGAGGGUCCGCGGGAGGAGGCCGCUGUGGUCCAAGCGGGGAUCUGCGGCCACCAGCUUCCCGGUGCUGGAGGAGGCGGAUGCGGAGGAGAAGGAGGCGUUCCUUGCCUUCAUGGAGCAGCUGGGGGGCAGCCACUCCCUUCCUGAGCAGGAGAUCUGGCAGCUGUGGGGGAAGUUGAGGCAGGAGGAGCCCCAGCUGGCGGGCAACCUGGAGGGCUUCCUGGCGCAGAUGACCAGCCGCCUGCAGGAGGCCCGGGCUGACAAGGAGUCUCUGGAGCUGACCCUGAGGAAGCGGGACUCUGACCACCAGCGCGAGGUCCAGCGGCUGUACGAGGAGAUGGAGCAGCAGAUCGGCCGGCAGAAGCAGCAGCUGCAGGCCAAGAGUGAGUCCCGGGACCUGGCCCUCAGCUCCCAGAUGCAGGAGGUCCUGGAGGCCAAGGAGCAGGAGGCACAGCGGCUGGUGGAGGGCCAGAGGGAGCUGGAGGCCGAGCUCAGGCGCCUGAGCGGCGCCCAGCGGGAGGCGGGCUCCGAGAAGCAGCAGCUGCGGGAGGCCCAGCGGGCCCUGGCCGCGCGGCUGGAGCAGGUGCAGGGGCAGCUGCAGGCGACCCGGGGCCACCUGAGCUUCGCCAGGAGCCGAGUGUCCUGGCAGGUGGAGGCGGAGCCGAGCGCGCCCAGAGCAGGUGAGGAGGUGGCUCCGGACCCUCAGGCAGCCUCCGCCGAGGAGGCGCCCCUGCCGGGACUGUUCGGGGACAAUGAUGACUGGGACCAGCUCCUGAGCGGCUUCAACAGCCCCUGGCACAGGACCCCGCAGCUCCUGUGGAGCCCGCCCGCCACCCCGACCUCCCCCUCCGCCCCCCAGCCCCCACGGGUGGUCAGGCAGAUCUCCAUCUCAGAGCAGCACCGCCUGCUGUCUGGCCGGGAGCCGUCUCCAGACCCCGAUGCGGCCCCCAGGAGCCCCCCGGGGCCGGCUGCCGGGCCCGAGGAGGGGAGCGGAGAGGACGCAGGUGGGCAGGGCGGCAGGGCAGGGCGGCCCGCGGAGCCGCGCAGCGAGCUCCCUCCGGAAGAGCCGGGGCCCGGCCCCGAGAGCCGCUUCUUUGGGGAGCCACUUCUCCCCGAGGCUCCGGCGGGGGCGUCAGGGCGCCUGGUGGCAGCGGCACUCAAAGUGCUUGUUCCUCAGGGGGACGGCCCUCCUCCCCAGGGGACGUCUCCCCCCGCCCAGGCCCCGGCUCGGCCCAGCACACUCUCCCAGACGUCAGACCCAGAGGACAGGGACUCCUGGACUGGGCCUGUCCCAGCCAAGCUGCCCAGGCAGAGGGAGGCCCUGCUCCAGGGCCCUCAGACUGUGGGCUCCACCCCAGGACUGGAGCCCAGAGGGGCCAGAGUCCUCCCGGCUGGUGUGGCUGAGCCCUCAGAGGGUCUGGAGGGUGUGGCUGAGCCCUCAGAGGGUCUGGAGGGUGAGCUGGGCCCGGAAGUGCUGGAGGGCCGUCCUGCGGGGCUGAGGGAAGCUCCUGGCCAGGCCCAGCCUGGCGGGCCGCCUGCCCCCCCACAGCAGAGUCUGGAGGAGGAGCCCGGGAAGGAGAGGAAACAGGGGGGCCGACGCAGGCGAGGCCUCAGUUCAGAGCUGCCGGCUCAGGCUGGGGGCCUGAGGACGGGGCGCUCAGAACUCCCCCAGCCACGCUCCCUGCCCGCCCCUCUCCCAGCUGACACAGCGCAGGCUCCGGCUGCGGCCGAAGGCCCUGCUCCUGGAAGACCAUCCCCUCCAAGGGACUCUCCCCCUCUGGGGGCUCAGCCCAAGGGUGGGGCAGGGCCCCAGCCGCCCGAGAACACCCUGCCCAGCACCCUGCCCAGCACGGAAACUGCACUUCAAGCCCAACCCGGGCCGCCACCCACAGCCGAGGGGGAACAAGGCCCCCCACAGCCCCGGGCGCCUCGGGCAGAGGACCGGCCUGAAGACCCAGGAGCAGGCUCCGGGGGCGCUGGGCUGACCCUCGCCCCCGGGGUCCGCACGGGCAGCGAGUCUCCAGCCGACCCCGAUCACAUCUUCCACGUCAUCUUCCUGGGAGACUCCAACGUGGGCAAAACCUCCUUCUUGCACCUGCUGCACCAGAACACCUUCGCCUCGGGGCUGACAGCCACAGUGGGAGUGGAUUUUCGGGUCAAAAACCUGCUGGUGGACAACAAGUACUACGCGCUGCAGCUCUGGGACACGGCUGGCCAGGAGAGGUACCACAGCAUGACGCGGCACCUGCUCCGGAAGGCCGACGGCGUGGUGCUCAUGUAUGACGUCACGUCCCAGGAGAGCUUCGCCCACGUGCACUACUGGCUGGACUGUCUCCGGGACUCGGGGCCUGACGGAGUGGCCAUCCUUCUCUUGGGAAACAAGAUGGACUGUGAGGAGGAGCGGCAGGUGUCCACCGAGGCGGGGCGGCAACUGGCCCAGGAGCUGGGGCUGUCCUUCGGGGAGUGCAGCGCGGCCCUGGGCCACAACAUCCUGGAGCCCAUGGUGAGCCUGGCCAGGUCACUCAAGAGGCAGGAGGACCUGCUGAAGGGCGCCCUGGUGGAGGUGGCCCCCGAGAGGCCGCCGAAGAAAGCUGGCUGCUGCUCCUGACCGCCGGCCUGGCUCGGGGACGGCCUCCUGGCUCGCCCGCCUGGACAGCAGCGCCGGAGGCCCCGCUCGGCAGACCCGGAGAAUCCUCCCGGUCAGGGCUCGGACCCAGGGCCGGGGCCGCGCUAACGCUGCGCUUUGCUCCCCGAAGAAGGACUUUGCUGAGCGAAUAACCCUCGGGGUGGGGGAAAGGAAAAGCCUAGAGAAACCACGUAAGGCAAACACGCCACAGUGUGAGCCACCGUCUCCGGGCAGUGGAAUGGCAGGGUGGAUGUGGCGGUGUUUUUCUCUUUCACACAUUUGUCCUUUUGGGUCUUCUGCGAUGACGGGUGCUCCCAUAGAGCCGGAAAUAAAAACGUGUGCUGAGGGGAAGACGCUGUUCCAGGGUC
This is a messenger RNA of Pipistrellus kuhlii (Kuhl's pipistrelle), 3345 nucleotides long. RefSeq names its product RAB44, member RAS oncogene family (gene RAB44). Bases 11 to 2959 code for a protein of 982 amino acids. The transcript is spliced from 15 exons. Lineage: Eukaryota; Metazoa; Chordata; Mammalia; Chiroptera; Vespertilionidae. The record is from RefSeq and is a predicted model, not a curated record. Gene Ontology annotation, molecular function: GTP binding; GTPase activity; calcium ion binding.